GCUGUGCCAAAUGAGAAUAAACCACGAAGCCUACACAGCCUAAACGUCUAAGGAAAUGGCGGUUACAACGGCAGCUUGUUGAAGAAGAACAAGAAGAAGAAGAAGAGAACUGUCAGCAAAAUCCCAUAAAAUUAAAAGCCAUCAAACGAACAAGUGCUGGAGACAUGGCCAUGGCCUUCCUGCUCCUCUAAUCUCAUUCUCAUCUCCUGUAAUCUGUAAGGUUGUAACCCAUCGAAUAAUGUCCGUUCCCCGAUCCCCCCUGGAUUCCUGGGACUGUAUGCUCCCAGGUCCACCAAGCCGAAACAAUGGCGGAUCUGCAGAUUGCAGCACCAGCGGCCUCCUGGCCUACGGUGCCGGCAGCUGUGUCACCGUCGUCGACGCUCGAUCCAUGCAGCUCCUCUGCGUCCUUCCAAUGCCCGCACCCUCUACUUCUCCCAUCGCUCUCGCCCCCUUCGUGACCUCUGUCCGUUGGGCCCCUCAACCCCUCCGCCGCGACGUCCUCACCCAAGAACCCUCUAAUUCCCACCUCUUCCUCGCCGUCGGAGACCGCCAGGGCCGCAUCGCUCUCUGGGACUUCCGCCUCCGCCUCGUCCUCCUUUGGAUGGAGUUCGAUCCUUCCUCUGAUAAAUCCAAGCUCGGCGUUCAGGAUCUCUGCUGGGUACGUGCCCGUGUCGAUUCUUGGCUCCUAGCCUCCAUCAGUGGUCCCUCUCUCCUUUCCCUCUGGAACACCUCCACCGGUCGCUGCAUCUGGAAAUACGACGCUUCCCUCGAAUUCCUGUCUUGCAUUCGCUGUGAUCCCUUCGAUUCUAGGCAUUUCUGCGCCUUGGGGCUCAAGGGGUUCUUGUUGUCCAUUAUGGUCAUUGGGGAAGGUGACGACGAUGUUGUUAUCAAGGUGCAUCGGAUCCCAACUGCUAGCGAUUCUAGUGAGUUGCAGAAAUUUGAGAGAGACGCGGCUUCUGGUUCGAAUGCACCUGCACUUGCGGUAUUCCCUCUAUUUGUUGCGAGGUUCAGCUUCUCACCACAGUGGAGGUACAUUCUUUUUGUUACAUUCCCCAAAGAGUUGUUAGUGUUCGAUUUGCAAUACGAGACCUCGCUCUCUUCUGCUGGGCCGCCCCGGGGCUGCAGCAAGUUUCUGGAUGUGUUGCCCGAUCCGGACAAUGACGUGCUCUACUGUGCCCAUCUUGAUGGAAAGCUCAGCACGUGGAAGCGGAAAGAUGGAGAACAGGUUCACAUGAUGUGUUCAAAGGAAGAAUUAUUACCCUCAAUUGGAACAACUGUUCCGUCUCCUUCUGUUCUUGCUGUUGUCCCCUCUCAAUCUGAAGCUACCCUCCAAAAUGUUGGCAAGCUUUAUUCUGAUCCACAUGAUGCUUCUUCACUUGCUCUGGAUUCUGAUGCUCCAUUUGAUUGGCAUAAACAUUGUUUUGUUUCUAAGACAUAUUUGAUCUCCAUUACUGAUGAUGGGAAAAUAUGGAACUGGCUGCUUACUGCUGAAGGGGCUAUAGAUGCUCUGAAUGACAUAAAGAAUUCAAGCAUUUUUGCUGAUUUAAGUGACGUCACAGUUCCAGAAAGAUGCACUAGCUCAGUUGAUACUUCCACCCGUGGAUAUGAAUUUAAUGCAGUAAAAGAAUCAGAGCUUGUCAAUAGAAGUUUUGGUCCCAAAUCAAAAUCGGUCCAUACCAAUGCAGAUUUGUCAUUUAAGAUCAACUUAGUUGGCCAGCUUCAUCUUCUUUCUUCGACAGUAACGACGCUAGCGGUGCCGUCACCUUCAUUAAUGGCUACUUUGGCCCGUGGGGGGAACCAUCCUGCUCCAGCUGUUCCUCUGGUUGCUUUAGGAACUCAAAAUGGAACACUUGACGUCAUUGAUGUUUCUGCCAAUGCUGUAGCCGCUAGCUUUUCUGUACAUAGUAGCAUUGUUAGGGGAUUAAGAUGGCUUGGAAACUCUCGGCUGGUUUCAUUCUCAUAUACUCAGGUGAAUGAAAAAGCUGGAGGGUAUACUAAUAAACUUGUUGUCACCUGUCUUAGAAGUGGUCUUAAUCGAACUUUUCGAGUCCUACAAAAGCCAGAACGUGCUCCAAUAAGAGCUUUAAGGGCUUCUUCGUCUGGAAGGUAUCUUCUAAUUUUGUUUCGUGAUGCACCUGUGGAGGUGUGGGCUAUGACAAAGAAUCCAAUAAUGCUUAGAUCAUUAGCUCUUCCAUUCACAGUAUUGGAGUGGACGCUUCCAACGGCACCACGACCGGUUCAAAAUGGCCCUUCUAGGCAAUUUUCAUUUUCCUCCAAAGACCGUAACGCAGGGGCCUCUAUUUCUGAUUCCCUUACACCUGCAUCUAAUUCAGAUACUAAGACAACAAGCUUAGAAGGUUCUACAGAGGACACCUCAGAAAGUUUUGCAUUCGCACUAGUCAAUGGUGCUCUUGGAGUUUUUGAAGUUCAUGGGCGAAGGAUCAGGGACUUCAGACCAAAGUGGCCUUCUUCUUCAUUUGUUUCAUCAGAUGGAUUAGUUACUGCAAUGGCUUACCGCCUUCCCCAUGUAGUUAUGGGGGACAGGUCAGGGAACAUACGAUGGUGGGAUGUAACAAGUGGGCUUUCAUCUUCAUUUAACACUCAUAGAGAAGGGAUCCGAAGAAUCAAAUUCUCUCCUGUUGUUGCUGGAGACCAUAGUAGAGGGCGUGUUGCUGUGUUAUUUUAUGACAACACAUUUGCUAUAUAUGAUCUUGAUACACAAGAUCCACUGGCCAAUUCCCUUUUACAACCUCAGUUUUCUGGAACUCUUGUUUUGGAACUUGACUGGUUGCCUAUGCGGACAGAUAAAAAUGAACCACUGGUUUUGUGCAUUGCUGGAGCAGAUAGUAGUUUUCGGCUUAUUGAGGUUACUAUUAAUGACAGAAAAUCAGGCUUAAAGUCUCAGCCAAGGACUAUUAAAGAGAGAUUCAGGCCAAUGCCCAUAUGCUCUCCCAUUUUACUUCCUACGCCACAUGCCUUGGCACUACGAAUGAUCUUGCAGUUGGGCAUAAAGUCCUCUUGGUUUGAUAUUUGCAGUGAAACUAAAGAUGCAAUGCCUUAUCAAAUUCCUGUAGUUACCUCAUCUGCAGCAUAUCUUCAGAGUUGUAUGAUUGAUACAGAUCUUCCACCUGUAGGCGACUCUGUGGUCCCAGAAUUGCUUCUCAAGGUGUUAGAACCAUAUAGAAGAGAAGGCUGCAUACUUGAUGAAGAGAGGGCCAGGCUAUACGCUGCUGUAGUAAAUAAAGGUGCAGCUGCUCGAUUUUCCUUUGCUGCUGCAGUCUUUGGUGAAUCAUUUGAGGCACUUUUCUGGUUACAGUUACCUCGUGCUCUUUCCCAUUUGAUGAAGAGAUUAGCAAAGAAACCUCAUCAGAAAGUUUCUGUAUCAGCAUCAGCUUCAGUUUCAGACUUGGGAGACACACCUAUGUUAGAUAGGAUAACAUCAACAGGAAAAUCAAUGCCAGGGAGUGAGAAGAGGGAUAAUAUUAGUUAUGGUCGACUUAAGUUGAUGGCCUUUGAGCAAGAAGAGUUAUGGACAAGUGCUAAUGAGCGUAUUCCAUGGCAUGAGAAAUUGGAAGGAGAAGAGGCCAUCCAGAACCGUGUUCACGAGCUUGUCUCAGUUGGGAACCUUGAAGCUGCAGUUUCUUUGCUACUUUCUACCCCUCCUGAGGGUUCUUAUUUCUAUGUCAAUGCUCUACGCGCAGUCGCUCUUUCCUCUGCCGUGUCACAAUCUCUUCAUGAACUUGCUGUUAAGGUUGUUGCAGCCAAUAUGGUGAGGACUGAUAAGUCAUUGUCUGGAACACAUCUUCUCUGUGCUGUUGGAAGGUACCAGGAAGCUUGUUCUCAGCUACAAGAUGCUGGAUGCUGGACAGAUGCGGCAACUUUAGCUGCAACACAUUUACAAGGAUCCGAUUAUGCAAGGGUGUUGCAGAGGUGGGCUGAUUAUGUCCUCCGCACUGAGCACAACAUCUGGAGGGCUCUGUUAUUGUAUGUUGCAGCUGGUGCAAUGCAAGAAGCAUUAGCUGCACUUCGUGAUGCACAGCAGCCAGACACAGCUGCCAUGUUUCUUCUUGCUUGCCAUGAGAUCAGUGUUGAGAUAGCCUCUCAAUUGGAAAAUUCAGAUGAGCCAUCAAAACCCUCUACUGAGGAUAGGAAAUCCUUCAUCUUGCCUCACCUGAAUCCAGAGCAUGAGGACGUGCUUGCUGUCAGUGAAUAUUAUGGACAAUAUCAAAGGAAAUUAGUACAUCUUUGCAUGGAUUCAUCACCAACUUUUGACUGACAAACUUAAAUGAGAUGAAAUCCAUCAACUGAUUCUGCUAGCAUCAUUACAGCUACAGAAUUCAUGAGCAGUGGAACAAGGCCAAUUUCUUGCCGAGCUCUUAAACCGGAUGUGUCAUGAAGCAGGUUGCUUCCUAAACCAAGGGUGAAACUGGCAAGCAGAAGUGCUUCAUUGGGAAAAAAGAGUCCAAUCACCUUCAACUAAAAUCAACAAGUGCUGUAGCGUGGGAUUGCUGCAGCAAUAUGCAAAUGCAUUCAUGUUACUGGUUCAGUGGUCCAUUUAUUGAACAAAUCCUGAUUGAGAUUGAAUGUGUUGUGAAUAUUUCAACUCGGCUGCACAGGAUUUCUGAUAAUUUGUUGGUGAUAGGGUACGGUGUACCCCUAAUAGCUUUAAAGUGUUUUAAAGAGCUUUUGAGAGAGAUUAAGU
This is a messenger RNA of Telopea speciosissima, 4702 nucleotides long. RefSeq names its product WD repeat-containing protein 11-like. Bases 239 to 4276 code for a protein of 1345 amino acids. Gene Ontology annotation, molecular function: protein binding. The transcript is spliced from 20 exons. The record is from RefSeq and is a predicted model, not a curated record. Gene Ontology annotation, cellular component: cytoplasm. Lineage: Eukaryota; Viridiplantae; Streptophyta; Magnoliopsida; Proteales; Proteaceae.